UAUGGGUGUAAUGAAGGAGAGCAAACAGAUGUUAGUAUCAGAGUGGUCACAUAAACGGCAAUACUAAAUCGUAAAUGGUAGCAAACCUGAUGGAGCUCGAUUUGAUCUCAAGAUAUAACACAACAUCUGACAUAAGUAUGUUGUAAUUGACCCAACCGGCGAUGACAUUGGAGAGCACAGUGGUGAUGUAAGAGAUUAUCGGAAAUAACUUGACAACAUACCUUUUAUUAAUCAUUCCAUCUUCCCGAACCUUUUGGUUAAUAAAUCGUAUUUAGCUUUGAAAGGUGGCAUUAGUACAACACAAUACAUACAAUAGACCAUUGCUCAAGUCCUAAUUAUUAACCAGCUUGUAACCUGUCACCUCUGUAUUAACUGUUUACAGCGAUUUUCUAUUAAAUAAUACCCAGUACAAAUUCUCAAACCUCUAUACGAUGGCCCCGAAUCCAGACAUUAGUCAAAUUAAGCGAAUAGGCAUCGUCGGGGCCGGUAACAUGGGCACGAUGAUGUCCCUCGGCUUCUCCGAACACGGCCUCGACGUUUCCAUAUGGGACGUCUCGGAAAAGAAUGUCGACCGAGCUCGCGAGAUGGCCAAGAAGACGAAGACGCUGAAGGGCAAGAUUGACCACUUCAAGGACAUCCACAAGUUCACCAAGAGCUUGGAUUCCCAGCCGCGGAAGAUCUUCAUCUUCUCCAUCACCCACGGCUUGCCCGCCGACUCGGUCUUGGAGAAGAUCAGGGACGACCUGAAGGAGGGCGAUAUCAUACUCGACGGCGGUAACGAGAAUUAUCGUAACACAGAACGGCGGCAGAAGGAACUAGAGUCGAAAGGCGUCAAAUGGAUCGGCAUGGGGGUUAGUGGUGGCUAUCAGUCGGCUAGGCGUGGGCCAAGUAUGUCGCCAGGAGGUGACCGAGAAGCCAUUGAGUUCGUCCUUCCCCUUCUAGAGAAAUUCGCCGCCAAGUCCCCGGUUGAUGGCAGACCGUGCGUUCAGUAUAUGGGUCCUCGCGGAGCCGGCCACUAUGUGAAAAUGGUGCAUAAUGGAAUCGAAAACGGCAUGCUCUCCGCCGUCUGCGAAGCGUGGAAUCUUCUGCACAAGUCCCUCGGGCUCUCGUACGACGAGAUAGGGAAGAUUUUCGAGAAAUGGAAUUCCGAGGGCGAACUAAAGAACACCUACCUGAUCCAGAUCGGUGCGGAGAUAUGCCAGAAGAGGAAGACACCGGAGGGCGACCAGAACGGCGAGGACGGAUAUGUCCUGGACGACGUUCUUGAUAAGGUCGUGCAGGACGACGAUAACUCCGAGGGCACCUUGUUCUGGACGGUGAUGGACGCAGCGAAUCGACACGUCGCGGCGCCGACGAUUGCGGCUGGCCACUUCUUCCGCGUGGCUAGCGGGAACCGGGCGCAAAGGUUAAAAGUCGUCAAGAAUCUCGAUAUUCCGAAGCCGCAGCGCGCAGACGUAAAGGACAAGUACAGUAUAAUUGAGAAUCUGCGCAGAGCGGUCUAUGCGUCCUUCCUGUGCUCGUUCUGCCAGGGCCUCGAGCUCAUUGCGCGGGCAUCGAAGGACGAAGGCUGGGGUGUCAAUCUAGGAAAGUGUAUCCGGAUCUGGAGAGCUGGUUGCAUCAUCCAGGAGGACUAUAUCGCCGAUAUGCUCGAGCCGAUUCUGCUUAACGCGGAAGAGUCCAUCAUGAACAUGAAGCUGAUCGACGAGGUGGCUGCCGACCUACGGAAGAACUUUGAUGCACUGAAGGAGACUACGCUGAAGGCCAUCGAGUGGGAUAACUACGUCCCUGCUAUCAGCGCUAGUCUUGAGUAUAUCAAGUACGUCGGGGGAGGAAUGCUAGCGACGCAGUUUAUGGAGGCGGAGAUGGACUUCUUCGGCGCGCACGCUUACGACAGACCGAAUGUGAGGGGAGAAGAUCCCGGAAAACCUUCAAAGGGGGCCCAUCACUAUGAAUGGCGUCCUGCUUGAGCCUGGUGAGAAGAGGUGUAAUAUCAAAAGGUGUCUAUUGUACGGUAUAUGCGCCCGAGUUCCUGUUAUCUCGGGAAUACCUGAAUUGGAUCGUGAAACGAAGGGCCUGGACAGAGGAAACUAGGAUCCGAACCAUGUUACACGAAUUAAUGAUAGCCAGAGCAUGUAUCAAGAUAUAAUUACGAGGCAGCCAUUUUUAAGCGAAGAAAUUUCAUAUCAUUGAUGUCAGAGGUACACC
Molecule: messenger RNA, 2205 nt
Organism: Daldinia caldariorum
Lineage: Eukaryota; Fungi; Ascomycota; Sordariomycetes; Xylariales; Hypoxylaceae
Product: 6-phosphogluconate dehydrogenase, decarboxylating
Exons: 2
Coding region: 432-1967 (511 amino acids)
Biological process (GO): pentose-phosphate shunt, oxidative branch; pentose-phosphate shunt
Cellular component (GO): cytosol
Molecular function (GO): NADP binding; phosphogluconate dehydrogenase (decarboxylating) activity
Source: RefSeq, a predicted model, not a curated record